This is a messenger RNA of Oppiella nova, 636 nucleotides long. NCBI's taxonomy places the organism in Eukaryota, Metazoa, Arthropoda, Arachnida, Sarcoptiformes, Oppiidae. The record is from the annotation of a GenBank genome assembly.
CGGACGAGAAUCAGGUGUUUGUCGGAAAUCUGCCGCAAAUGAUAAACGACGACGAUUUGCGCAACUUUUUCACGAAAUUCGGGAAGAUUUUGGACGUCCGUAUCAAUCGCCAGAACCAGAAGCAGGGAAACAACAACAAGACUCCCAACUAUGGGUUCGUCACCUUCGAGAACCCCGACAUUGUUCAGCAGAUCCUCAAACAAAAGCCCAUAUACUUCGAGAACCAUCGCUUCAAUGUGGAGGAGAAGCGAUCGCAGUCUGGGAGGGGAUCCAUGAGUUACGAGCGGAAUCCGAACCGCGAGCCCCGACCCGGAGGAAUGGGUGGCGGAAGUGGGGGCCGAAUGAACAACCCGAUGGGAAUGCGGCCGCAAAACGAUCGGCCGUCUGGUGGUAAUCCGCGAAACAGGAAUCCAUUCAAUCCGGGCGGCGGACCCCGAGGUCCCGGAGGGCCUGCAAGUGGCGGCGGAGGCUUCGGUGCCCCCAAUCGUAACAAUUCAUUCAACAACAGACAAAACCAACGCUAAGUCUCGUGUCUCUCAACCGUUAAAAUAAUUUCUAUCGAAAGCCAUCUCUAAAGCAAACAAAAUGUAUUUAAAAAUAACAAAAAACAAUAACAUUAUUAUAAAAAAUCGUUUA